UGACUUGAUAAGGAUGAAAAAAUCUUGACCUCUUGUUAAGAAACAUAACUUAUUGAAUGUUGUUUGUCAAGUUCCGAAUCUUUUAAGCGUAGCUUGAUGUGUUAAUGCCAUUGAAAAGAAUUGUACAUCGAAAAAACAAAAAAACAAGACAGAACAUAAAUGUACGUCUGCUCUUUCAGACGAAAUAUGUUCUUGCCAGUCUUCUUGACACUGUAUUGCUGUCAUUGCUGUUAGGCAAUACAUUUUCUGUUCUUUUAAGUGUGUAGGGAUAAGUGGUCACAUACCCACGGUUUUAUAAGUUUUCAUUCAUUACUUGGUUAAUAAAAAAUCCCAUACAUUAUUAGGGAAUAUUAAUUAUGCACAACAAGCUAUAGGGUUGUGAAAUAGUUUUUGAAAAAUGGAAGAAACCAGCCAGAGGGAUGCAAACUAUCCUCGGAUAUUGCCUCGAAGCUUGACGGCCGCCUGUUGCAUAAAAAAUAAAGGGGCACUAGAUUGGAGUUCUACGAGUCUUCUGGCUUAUGGCUCAAAUCACACGGUUGUGGUAGUUGAUACUGUCCUGUUACAAGUGGUUCAAACACUAGAUAAACAUAAAACAGCUGUAGUCAAGGUUAAAUGGCCUGGAAAAAUAAUGUCAGUUGCCACAAUGUCGGGUGCUUCAAUCCAGAAACCUACAUAUCAUCCUUUACUUCUUGCAUCUGCUGAUACUUCAGGGCUGGUAAUAGUUUGGGAUGUGAUAACUGGUGUGGCAUUACACAUUUUAAGUGAUGGGAAUAGACCCAUCCAAGAUAUAAUGUGGGCCCAACAUUUUGACUACAGUGAGAAGUAUUUGAUGGCUAUCCAUCCCCCAUAUUCAUUUGUGGUUUGGGAUGUCACCACAGGAACUAAAUUAUGGAAAAAAACAUAUGCUGAACAAAUUUUAGCAAUGGACUUUGAUCCAUUUGAUUCAACUAGAUUAGCAUUUCUAUGUCCUGAUUGCAUCCUUUUUGUGGAAGAUUUUUCGUUAUAUAAAGCCCCUUCCACCAAUGGUCGGAAGUUCUACAUUUCGUCUCCAAAAGCUGCCACGACACCUGGUACUCCAAGUGUGUCUUUCCCAACCAGCUCUUCCGAUCGCUCUCGUGAUCGGCUUCGUAAAUUGAUGCGAGAUAUAAUUGUUGGCGAAUCUGCUCCUCGGCCAGAAGAGCAGGGCAUGACUUCACUUAAUGAAUGUCUUCAGCUUAGCUUUCAUCGUUGUUUGCGCCACAUUAUUUGCUUGGUCUAUGCCAGGGAAAUCCUUCUGGUAGAUCUACGGAUCCAUCAUACAGUCGCGGUUUUGCUGUCAACGGACCGAAGCUAUUCCCCACUGCAACAACUGAUACUGUGUCGUCAAAGGGAUGUAUUAAUCUGUGUCCACGAGUCUGGCUCGUUGAGCGGCCGAAUCAGAAAAGGAAUCAUGCAAUCAACGGAAGCUGCGACCCCAUCCCAUUCUCCGUGGAACACACCGGAAUUAGACGUUGAGUUACAUUACGAACAACGAUCCCAGACAGACAGUAUUAGGUUAACUAAAAACAACAAAAUCCUUGGUGCUGCUUUGCAUCCUCUUUUGGAAUCCCGUACAGUUCUCCUGCUUUCUGACGGAAGGCUUUACUUCUACGACUUGAGUUCAAAUGUUAUGAAACAACAGGGAUGUCUAGCCGAAAUCAUGCCUCCCCUGUGGACCAACUGUGAUAGCAAACCUUCACUCAAAUUCUGUCUCUCAGGGUUGUUGACAUCAUUAUCUGGUUACGCACCCUCCUCCAAUCAGUUCGUUAUGAAAAUGUGUCCACCACUCACUGUUAAAAAUUGGCAAUAUUAUCAACCACUAGUAGCAAUCGGUUGCGCAAAUGGAACCAUUCAAGUUUGUGAUGUAUCAUCUGGUCUGAUCAAAAAGGAAAUUGCUGUGCAUAACUACGCUGUUAAAGGCAUCGAAUGGAUUCAAAUGGAUGAAUUUCUUAGCUACGCACAGUCUUCUCCGGCUGCAAUUGGUGGAUGGGUGCGUAACGAAAUCCUUUUAACCAACGUUCAAACGGGAAGGGUAGUGUCGAUUCGAGCUGACCGAGGAGAAGAAUCGCCCAUAGAGCUCGUGCGCGUUUCGCCGUUAAAACAAUACUUUAUGGUAGUCUUUAAGGAAGCACCACCUGAGUUGUGGGAUUUGCGUCAUUUGACUCUUAUCCGCACGCUCCCGAAACGUUUUCCUACUAUCACUAGUCUAGAGUGGCUACCUUCCCAUCUUCAGCGACAUGUCAAGAAAUCUCUAGCCGAAGACUCAGAUUCGAGUGUCACCUUGUUGACGGGUAUGAGCGUAAAGGAGUUUUUUGUAUUCGCUGAUCCAGAUGGAAAUCUUUACCACUUGACUGUCGAUGGGAGUGUGGUCAAAGACGGCGCACGAUUGUCGCCCCCGAACACAUUGAAUGGGAUCGUCUCCAUGACUUGGAAAAGCGAGUGGAUGGCUCUCGGUGACGCUGAGGGCGGCGUCGCCAUUUGGGAAUGGAGAACACGACACUUCCGUCCGUUGCCCCACUCUAAAAGUCCUAUUCGUAAAUUAAGGUUUGCUCCCGGGAAGAAUAAUAUGAAGCUACUCGUACUCCAUAUGGAAGGUCUUGAUAUCUGGGAUGUGAAAGAAAGCGAGCGGCUAGGACAAUGGAGAAAUUCCCCUUUCCGAGAUUAUCUUUCUAUUUUGGAUGCAGAAUGGUCAGCCUCCGACAGACCACUAUUAGCCUGCUCUGACGGUUCCGUAAGAGUCUUUGACAUAUCAUUGAAUCAAUGCAGCUCAUCCUUAGCGGAAGAUGCACAAGAACGAAUUUCAUUCCCCUUGUUAAUGCCACGAUCUGCAUUUCAAGCCGUCAAGUCUGGUUUGCAGUUGAAUCUCUCUGCUUCAACCGAAUGCACGAACUCCCACAAAGACUUAAUCUUAAAUUAUAUCUCCGACCACAUUCCUUCAAAUGAGGCUGGAAUACCGGAACGGUGCUUUCGAGCAGCUCUGCAAUGCGGCGAUCAACCUCAAGCUGAGCUGUGGACUGUCGCCUCGUAUUAUCUACGUUUCCAUGCUGGAAAGGAAUGUACUCCGUUAGACACAGUUUACGACUUGCUUUGCGAUUCUUCUACGUACCGUCAAAUGGCGGCAGAAAGAGCGGCACUCUAUCAAUCAAAACCGCGUGCCUACGAGCAUACACGCCAACUGACCCGCGACCAUCUUUUGCUCAAUGAUAAAGAUAAAGCAAUUGCCUUAUUGCUCAACACUGAGCCGGAACACGGCCACUUUUACAGCAACCAUUUGCUGGCGUGUCUUGCUGCCAUACUACAGCCGGCAGGAUGUCAUGGCAAUGCCCAUAGCACUUUGAAGCUAGUAGCCACUCAUCUGAUAGCUUCUGGCCACAUAUGGCAAGGAGUUGAGAUCCUGAUUCUCAAUGGACAAGUGCCCGAUGCGUGUCGAUAUCUCCAAGCCAAUCAUCUUUGGGAAGACUCGGCACGCGUUGCUAAGCUGCUAUUAAUGGACAAAGAAAAAGGUGGUGGAACACUAGUAGAAGUGUCCGAAGCCGCCGAGAUAUGGAGGCGUUGGGCUUCCCAUUUGAGUAAUUGCCGACAAAAGUUUGGGGCUACUUUGAUUCUUAUCGCAGUUGGUGCGUGGCAUAGAGCAGCAGAACUUUUGGUUCAUCAACACAUGCACGAUGCUGCUGCCUUGCUGCUACGAGCUGCCCAUCAAAAUGGCCUGUACCAAGCAAGCGACGCUACCCAAUUGGAAUUCAUGCAUGGUGUUUUUUGCCAGUAUGCUCGACUUCUUUAUGAAUCUGGCUGGCAGUCUGAGGCCAAGGAAUGGGCAGGGUAUGGUGGACCUAAUGGCCAACAGUUUAUCGACGAGUGGAAAAUCUUGGAUGUCGAUACUGUGUCAAGCUCUUGAGGUUUAUAUAAUUUCAUUUGUUCUAUUUUUUGCACUUUCCGCAAGGACCGAGUCAUUCCAUAA
Molecule: messenger RNA, 3976 nt
Organism: Daphnia magna
Lineage: Eukaryota; Metazoa; Arthropoda; Branchiopoda; Diplostraca; Daphniidae
Product: WD repeat-containing protein 11
Exons: 11
Coding region: 398-3913 (1171 amino acids)
Cellular component (GO): cytoplasm
Molecular function (GO): protein binding
Source: RefSeq, a predicted model, not a curated record